Messenger RNA from Akanthomyces muscarius, 1986 nucleotides. RefSeq lists its product as uncharacterized. The record is from RefSeq and is a predicted model, not a curated record. The coding region runs from base 1 to 1986 and encodes 661 amino acids. The transcript has a single exon. Lineage: Eukaryota; Fungi; Ascomycota; Sordariomycetes; Hypocreales; Cordycipitaceae.
AUGUUGCAUCUACAGCGUGCCGCGGCUCUCUGGGCAUCCUGUAUCGCCCUUUCGUGGUCGGUCGCUGCCAGCCCCGUUGCCAGCAGCAAUGUCGAUGCGGCGCAGAUUGAUCUGAGCGGCGCCUCGGAUCAGAAGAGCAGCCUGCCCGCCGUCUGGCCCCCUCCGCAGCAAAUCGCCGCCUCCGGUGCCUGCGCUGUUCGUCUCAGCAGCGACGUUACGAUUGUCACUGGCAACGCCACCGACUCGCCCACGAUCAAGGCUGUUCAAGCCAUCGUCGCUGGUGCCGGCGGCAAGGCUACCGUCUCAACGCAAGCCUCCGACAAGGGAACCCAGAUUUUUAUUGGCACCGAUUCCGACAAUGGCGCCGCCGCCGCCGCCGCAAAGGCGCUCACCGGUGACUCCGCCAAGGACCUUACCGCCGAAGGCUACGUGCUGGGCGCCGGCAAGUACAACGGCCACCCGACUGUUGUGCUGAAUGGCGUCGAUGACCGCGGUACCUUUUAUGCCGCCCAGACCCUUCGCCAGCUUGUCAACAGCAAGCGCGGCGUCCCCGGCGUCAAGGUCCGCGACUGGCCGCUGAUGCCCAUUCGCGGCUCCAUUGAGGGCUUCUACGGCAUCCCGUGGUCGCACCAGGCCCGCAAGGACCAGUACGUCUUCUACGGCCAGCACAAGAUGAACACCUACGUCUACACCCCCAAGGGCGAUCCGUAUCUGCGCGCCACAUGGCGCGAGCUUUAUGGUGGCGAUGAUCUUGACCAGCUCAAGGAUCUCAUUGAGACGGCCAACGCGAACCAUGUCGACUUUACCUAUGCCCUCUCCCCCGGCCUGGACCUCUGCUACACCUCCGACGCCGACUUCAACUCCACCGUUUCCAAGUUUGAGCAGCUGCGCAAGCUUGGUGUCUCCAGCUUCUACAUUGCGCUGGACGACAUUCCUCUAGAGUUCCACUGUGACUCGGACAAGGCAAAGUAUCCCAACAAGGGCGACUGGCACUGGAUCGCUGACGCUCAAGCCUACUACCUCAACCGCGUACAGAAGGAGUACAUCAAGGCCCAUGAAGGCCUCACCGAUCUGGAGACUGUUCCCACAAACUACGCCGGUAGCGCUCCCGACCCUUACAAGGGCGAGUUUGGCAAGCAGCUGGACAAGGACAUCCGGGUCCAGUGGACCGGCGAGGGUGUCUUUUCCGACAAGAUUACGGUUGAGAGCGUCGUUCGUGCCGACUCCACCUAUGUCACCGACAAGCUCUUCAUCUGGGACAACUUUCCCGUCAAUGACAACAAGCCCUUUCGCCUGUUCCUGAACCCGCUGACCGAGCGCGCUACGGACCUGUACAAGCACAUGAUUGGCUUCACCUCCAACCCCAUGGUGCAGUCGUAUGCUUCCCUGAUUGCCCUGGGCAACUACGGCGACUACUCGUGGAACAGCCCCGCCUACGAGGCCCAAGCAUCGUGGGCUGCCGUCAUCCAGGAGCUCGCCGGCAAGGACGAGGGCGUCCACAAGGCCCUCCUCGCCUUUGUCGACAUUAACCAAAACUGGCCGUACCGCAACAGCACCGAGAGCGCGCCCCAGCUCAGCAAGGACAUUGAUGCUUUCUGGGCCGCGCGAAAGUCUCACGAUGAGCAGGGCAGCAGCGCUCUCGCGGCACGCCUCGAGCUCAUUGCCAGCACCUCCGAUGUGCUCCCCGGCAUGGCCAUGAAGCCGUUUGCCACCGAGGUCGCUCCGUGGUCCGCGGUCGCCAUGCAGUGGGCCAAGGCCAGCCAGCACAUGAUUUCGAUGCUGGCGGCUAUUGACGCGGGAGACAAGAGCAAGGCCGACGAGGAGUACAAGGCGGCCCAGGAGUGGGUGGAAAAGACAAAGGCAAAGACUGUGGACAGCCUGGGUGACGACGGCAAGGUUGUCCCCAAGUCUAUUACCCCCACCACCGGCGACGGAGUCUUUGACGCGUUCAUUGCCAACGCUACGACCAUUUACAAGGGUCAGUAG